CAAAAUCGCUAUUUAAAUUUAACGCCGAUUUCAUAAAAAGAAAUUGAACGUCGAUAAUUUCUCUAGCAAUGGCAACAAUCAGGGCAUCACCGUCGACCUCCUCCGCCACCACCACCCUUACCAUCGACAUCAACUCGGCUGCCUCAUCCUCCUCGUCGCAACCUCAAGAAGCCCUUGUCCUCGAACUCCGCCCUAGGAAAAAGAGAGUUACCUGGAAAGAAGGAACCGUUGACAACGAAUUCAUGAACAAGAAGAGCUCCAAGAUCUGCUGCAUUUACCACAAAGAAAAGCCCUUUGAUGAAGACGACAGUGAUGAUGAUUGCCAUGAUCAUCAUCACCAUCCAUCCCACGGCAGCGAUUCCUCCAACGAUGGCUGCAGGCUCAACCCUAGCAAUAGCACCUAAUUUUUUUUGUUUUGAAAUAUGGGUUUAUUACCCUUUAUUAUUGAUGUAAUGAACAAAUUUGAUGAAAUUCUACAUCGGUUUUAUAUA
This is a messenger RNA of Gossypium raimondii (Peruvian cotton), 491 nucleotides long. RefSeq names its product protein phosphatase 1 regulatory subunit INH3. The coding region runs from base 69 to 404 and encodes 111 amino acids. NCBI's taxonomy places the organism in Eukaryota, Viridiplantae, Streptophyta, Magnoliopsida, Malvales, Malvaceae. The transcript has a single exon. Gene Ontology annotation, molecular function: protein phosphatase 1 binding; protein serine/threonine phosphatase inhibitor activity. Gene Ontology annotation, cellular component: nucleus. The record is from RefSeq and is a predicted model, not a curated record.